Messenger RNA from Onychostoma macrolepis, 2803 nucleotides. RefSeq names its product adhesive plaque matrix protein. Bases 149 to 2602 code for a protein of 817 amino acids. The record is from RefSeq and is a predicted model, not a curated record. NCBI's taxonomy places the organism in Eukaryota, Metazoa, Chordata, Actinopteri, Cypriniformes, Cyprinidae. The transcript has 5 exons.
GGCUAUAACCUUUCGAUGUGAAUCUAGAGUUGUCACAUUGAUUUUUUUCCCCCCUUCUAGUUUUAGGCAUUGGCUUGCGCGAGCAUAAUAUAAGGCGAACUAAAAACAAAACAAAAAACGAUGAGAAGUUAUUAGCGGUCUAUCCAACAUGAAUAAGUGCGGCCAGCUCCCGGUACUCUGUGUUUUAUUAUUGACUUUUCAUGGUGUUUUGUGUAGCGAAUUUGUCAGAAGUAAAUGCGCUCUGUCGAAGCUUAAAUUUCACGACGAGGUUUCAAAUGGCGAUAUCUUCAAGUCGUUUUGGCGUAAUUCAAAGCAGCGAAGAAGUGUGAAUUUUAUGGGAAAUGGACAACAGAAGACUACAGAACAGACACAAACAAAUAAACUGCAAUAUGAAUGCGGCGACCAAAUCUUAACAGUUGUUCUAAAGCAUGCCGAUGCCGUCAAUAUCCGAAUUUAUGGACGGCAUGGAGGCCAGUUUGAAUUUGACCGUUUGCAAGCAUUUUGUGGUGUUUCCAUCAAGACUACAAACACCGAAUUGCACCUGCUAUUCAACUAUGUUUCCUGUUAUGUGAAACAAGAGUCAACAAAACAUGUAUUGUCUCUGAGCUGGUAUGGGACAAAUCUUGACCUGUCAUGUCCUGUAAGGGUGACCCCUCCCUCCAUGGUCUGUAAGAACAAAGUCAUGGAAUUAACGGUGUUUAAUGGGACAGCAGAUGAAAUGUCAGUUGCAGUAAAUGGAGAAUGGGCACCUCUGCUUUAUGUGGCGACUCAAUGCUGGAAACGAAAGCUGUUUAACCAACGAGAUCUCACCUUCUUCGUUAAACAUACAAGCUGCGGUGUCACCGUAGGGAAGAGUCAUUUCAAUCUGGAUUUGAGAUUAAGAGACGAGACGAUCACACUGUCCUGUUCAUAUGAGGAAAUACUAGUGCUUCCACCCAAGAACUCAUGGCUUUCUGUGACAAACCAACCACUGCCACAAAGGGAACUCAAUGUAUACCACAAGCCAUCAACUGGAUUUCCAACAAAAGCAAUAGCCAGUCAGGUUGUGGAGGAGCAAGCGUUUCCUGUUGAGCAACCAGCAAGAAAUGCAGCUAGCUCACCCUCUCUACAUCGCAGAAGUCAUUCGCUGCCUAAAUUACCUUCUUUGCCUGGCUCCUUUAAUCUAGCUGUAAACUUCCCAUUUUCACUACCUGUACCAACACGGCAUGCUAACCGAGGCCAUCUGAUAAGUAAACCUGUGACUCCGACUCCUGAACCAACUUAUACUCCAAUCCCUGAUCCUACUUACUCGAGCUCUGAGUUUAGCUCCAGUGUUCAAAAUGGACAGCCUCAUGUCUCUUAUGAGCAAGAGGAAAUUGCUGUUCCAGUCACUGAGGCUCCUAAAUCUGAAUAUCAAUACAUGCAGUAUCCUUAUAAGUUUGAAAAACCUGCUUCACCUUCCUCUCAAACUGAGCCUUCUCCUGCUCUGGAAUCUCAACUUUCAAGAGGGCCUGUCUCUAGUGCUGCACUGUAUCAGCCUUAUGGGUCUGCUCAGAACUUUCCUAAACUUAAUCCGCUUCAAGUAAAUCCUUCUCUUGCCAGCUUGGUGCAGUAUAUUCCACCUGGUUAUUUCCUAUGCUCUUAUGACAGUCAACAACCGCCAAUUCACCCACACAUGUUUCAGCCUUCUGAUCCAAAUCAGCCAUUACAAUAUCAAAAGCCUGACAUUGCACAACUUGUUAAUCCUGCUGUGCCUCCCAAGAAAGGGUACCCAGAACAACAACUGACUAGUGCUGUAGCUUCUAGCCCUCAUGAUUCUGGUACGCCACUUUUCCAGCCAUCUCAGUUCCAGCAGUACCUUUACCAAAGUAGUUACGGGCGUCAAAGUUCCACUACACCAUUAUCACCUACUUUGCCGCAUAUUCCCAUAAAUCUGCAGCCUCAAACAAGGCCAAAUCCUGCUUUUCAAGAUUCAAGACCCCUCCAGUCACAGUAUUACCAAAAGCCUAGUCAACCUCUUGGGUCAGUCCAACAACCUUGGUCAAUCAGUCACUUUCCUGUUAGAGGGUUGUCUGAACGGUCAAGACCAUUUAUGUCCACUUCAAGCCAGCCACCUGAGUUGCUCCAGUAUCAGACUGGUGGAAACCAAUAUCUAGAUCCAUAUCAGAGGUCUGUUGUCUAUACCCCUGGUACAGGAACCUCAAGUCAUUCACAAUACCAGCCCAGUCCGUUUUCAUAUCCACCAUUUAGACCGGAGAUCUCUUCAGCUGAUGUUUCCACAGAAAAUAUGGGAUCUAGUCCGAGUUUUUUCCAGCCACGGUCCAAAGCUCCAGUUUCCAGUUCACGGGCCCCAAAUAAAAGUAAACAUCCUAUUGCAUCCUUGCCACCACCUGUGCAUCGUCCUUUAUGGGGCAAACCUGAGAAGCAUGUUGCAAAACUUCCUCUCAGUCAGGGUCCUUCAGUCAGGUACAAGCAGAAUCCCCAUGUCCACCCUGAAAGGCCAAGUGAAACAAGAAGUCCGAAACCUCAGAAUGACACAAUGCCACUGCGCCAGUUCUUCAGACAGGCAAGCAUACCGAAGGAUGUUUACGUGCCUCCACACUUCAGGUCUACCUCACAAUAAGGGCAAUCUGCAAAAAAGCAUCACACUCUGGGUCGUAUUUCUACAUGCCUCUAGCUGCUGAUGCUCACAAUUAAUGUGGUUGGUGUACUAUGUACAGUGACGUUUAUUUGGAAAGUGAAAUCAUGUGUUGUGAACCUGGCUUGAAUUAAACCAUGUGUUCUAUUGAUAAUACAAUAAAUAUUUUGUGCUUAAUGCAUUAGG